Molecule: messenger RNA, 1979 nt
Organism: Panicum hallii
Lineage: Eukaryota; Viridiplantae; Streptophyta; Magnoliopsida; Poales; Poaceae
Product: pentatricopeptide repeat-containing protein At4g01990, mitochondrial-like
Exons: 2
Coding region: 77-1636 (519 amino acids)
Cellular component (GO): mitochondrion
Molecular function (GO): protein binding
Source: RefSeq, a predicted model, not a curated record
GCCAGUUGGCCCGGCUGCUCCGCGAUGCAUAGUAGUUCCGCCUGAUUUCUCCUCUGUUUCCUCAAACCCUAAACCCAUGGCGCCGCCGGCCCCCUCCGCCGGCGUCCGCCUGCUCCUCCUCCGCCGCCUCCUCUCCACGGCUACCGAAGCGGCAGCGGAGGCUGCUGCGCCCACCGCCGCCGCCACCGCCACCGCCACCGCCGCAAAGGCGGGGAAGAAGGGCGGCUCGCUGGCGCUCUACCGCCGUCUGUCCGCGCUGGGCCGCUCCGGGGAGGGAAGCGUGUCGCGAGUGCUGAACAAGUGGGUGCGGGAGGGUGGUGCGCUGCGCGUUGAAGAUCUCGUCAAGCACGUUAAGGAGCUCCGCAAGUACAAGCGCCAUGCCCACGCCCUCGAGCUGAUGGAUUGGAUGGUCCAUGCAAGGGGCAUGAACAUGUCACACACUAACCAUGCAAUACGUCUGGAUCUUAUCUAUAAAGUGCGUGGCCUUGAGGCAGCUGAGGCUUAUUUUGCUGGCCUCCCUGAUCCAGCCAAGAACCAUCGAACUUAUGGUGCACUUCUUAAUUGUUAUUGCUCAGCAAAAAUGGAAGAGAAAGCAACAGAUCUCUACAACAAGAUGGGUGAGCUUGGCAUCUAUUCCAGUGCGCUAGGCAUCAGUAAUCUGAUGUCCCUUUACAUGAAGUUAGGCCGGCAUGGGAAGGUCGAUAGUCUCUUUGAGGAAAUGAAGGUGAAGAAUGUUAAACCGAAUAACCUCACAUGCUGCAUUCUGAUGACCAGCUAUGCAUCAUCAAACAAGAUAGAUGCUAUUGAAGAACUUCUAAAAGAAAUGGCAGAAAAGGAUGUGACUCUUGGAUGGUCUGCAUAUAGCACACUCGCUUCUAUCUAUUUAAAUGCUGGCCUGGUUGAAAAAGCAGAGUCUGCUCUGAAGAAACUCGAGGGGCUUGUUGGUGCUGAUGAUGGCAGGCAACCUUUUGAUUUCCUUAUGAGCCUCUAUGCUUCAGCAGGCAAUUUGAGCGAGGUCAAUAGGGUAUGGGAUGUGAUAAAGGUCAAAUUCUCAAAGGUGACCAACAUAAGCUACCUCGGCAUGCUUCAAGCUCUUUAUAAGCUGAAUGAUAUUGACCGCAUGAAGCAGAUUUAUGUGGAUUGGGAAUCCAAUUAUGAAACAUAUGAUGUGAGGCUGACAAAUAUGAUGAUUCGUGGGCAUAUGAAGUUUGACAUGACGGAAGAAGCAGAGGCACUGUGGGAGAAGGCCAAGGAAAAAGGCGCAGAGUUCGACUCCAAAACAUGCGAGUUAUUUCUUGAUCACUACAUGGGUAAGGGGGGCAUGACCUUGGCACUGAACUGGGUGGAGAAUAUGAUCAAACUCCCCAACAAAGCAGGGAAGCUCGAUCAGGAUAAGAUCCACGAGUUCCAGAAGUAUUUCGAAGAGCACAAGGAUGCAGACGGUGCCGAGAGGUUCUGCAACUGCCUGAGAACGCUAGGGUGCAUUGACGGGAAAGCGUACGAGUCCCUCCUGCGCACUUACUUGGCUGCUGGUAAGAAAAGCCGUUCUCUCCGUCAACAGAUCAAAGAUGAUAAGAUCGAGAUCUGCUACGACAUCGGGAAGUUACUGAAGAGGAUGGACGACAAGGGACGAUGAGAUACAUAUUUUUCUUGACCUCUAAUUUACUGUAGUUAUUGAAUCAUAAAUGACCUCUUCCGUGAGCAUCAUAAAGCAAAUGUGAUAGAUCCAACAGUUUGGGUGUCCUUUGGAUGUUCAUGUAAAGGUGUAGCUCAUGGCUGGUCUGGUGGUGUUCCAGCUUUUGCUGCCCUUGCAAGAAGCACUAGGGAGCAAUGAGAUUCUUCCAAGUGCAACGUGAGGUCUUGUCUAGCUAGGCUUUUUUGCGAUACCUUUUUCUUACUUUUUUUUCUGAAUUGAAAUUGCUGUUACAGACUCGAUGUACUGGAGCGAGAAUCCUACUACAGAGCCGUUUCCCUUUCCA